AUGUUCCAUCGACGUCGUCCAGCUGUCACCACCACUAGUACCAGCAGACCUACGCUGAUGACCAGACUCAAAGGUCGCAAUGCGAAGUCGCGCACGGUGAAGACCACCACGACCACCCACCAAAAUCCCACCGCCGGUCACACUCGUGCCGGCCCGGCCCAUGUCGGUGCUACUCACGCCGGCCGCACCGGGAAGGGCGUUGGUACUCGAAGACGCUUUGGUACCCGGAAUCGCCAUGGAGCAACUGCUACUCAUACCCACCAUCGGCGCAAACCUACACUAGGCGACAAAGUCUCGGGCGCUAUGUUGAGGCUGAAAGGAAGUCUGACGCAUCGUCCUGCAGUCAAGGCUGCUGGAACUCGCCGCAUGCAUGGCACUGAUGGACGUGGAAGCCACGCCCGCCGGGUCUACUAA
Penicillium paradoxum is the source of this 414-nucleotide messenger RNA. RefSeq lists its product as uncharacterized. The record is from RefSeq and is a predicted model, not a curated record. The transcript has 2 exons. Lineage: Eukaryota; Fungi; Ascomycota; Eurotiomycetes; Eurotiales; Aspergillaceae. Bases 1 to 414 code for a protein of 137 amino acids.